Molecule: messenger RNA, 2166 nt
Organism: Exaiptasia diaphana
Lineage: Eukaryota; Metazoa; Cnidaria; Anthozoa; Actiniaria; Aiptasiidae
Exons: 3
Biological process (GO): proteolysis
Molecular function (GO): cysteine-type peptidase activity
Source: RefSeq, a predicted model, not a curated record
AUGGAAGCAGCAAUGGUAUCGAGUUGUGAUAGAGACAACCCAACAGUCAAGAUUGGGUUGAGCAAAUUCAGCUCCUUAAGGCCAGUGAAUGUUCUACUGUCUUCUUCAGUGCCCAGAAAUGUAUGCUGCUGUCAAUAUCACGAAAAUAUCAAGCUCCUGUGUGAUUGCCUCAGCAAAGAAGUCCCUGAAUUUCCAAGUUAUUCCAGUGAAUUUGUCGAUAAUUUUGUUUGUAGCUCUGAGUCUGAGAAGUGUAUGCUUGGAAAGUGCCCUACAUGCCCUAACUACCUUCAAGGAUUCAAGGAUUCAUCAGCAAUGGACUCUCCCUCUGCAACUUGGUACGAGUGGGAAAGAGUUAAUGUGUUGGUCUCAGGAAAAAGGUCCACCAAAAAGCUAGCAAAGAAAAUGAUGAAGGUGUGUAAGGAAGGUACCAUCGAAGACGCAUUGGCGAAACUGGAAGAGAAGAUGCCCACCUUUUUACAGCAUGUUUUUGUUAAAAGAAAACAGUCUCUUUACUUUGAAGAAAGACUGAACAAUCUGACUGAGGAAGAAUGUGUCAUUCAAGUUGACUUUGCAGAGAACUAUACCUGCUCUCAUCAAGAUGAAAUCCAGACAGCUCACUGGGGCCAGGAGCAAGUAACUCUGUUCACUGUGGCUAUUUGGACAAAACCCAAAGCCAACACUGACAGAGUGUGUGAAUCAUAUGUGAUUGUUUCAGAUGACACUGAUCAUGACAAGAAAUCUGUCACAGCAUUCCUAUGGCAUGUAAUCAACCACUUCGUCAAAGCCAAACAUCCUUGUGUAAAGUACGUGUAUGCGUUUUCAGAUGGACCMUCAUCUCAGUUUAAAAACAGGUACUUGGUCAACUUUUUGCACAAGSUCCAGAAGAUAAAAGAAAGAGAUGAUGUAUUGAGCUCUCUGUCUAUGGAGAAGUGCUUCUCAGAGGCAACACCAAUUCCUGGGAUCUCUAAAUUCCAUUGCAUUCAGCCAACAGAGGAUGGGUUUGUCAACUGCCGUCUAUAUUCAUCACAGUUAACAUCCCAGAGUGAUGAGCCACUACAUGUAUUUCCUUAUGAUAGUGAUUUAGAAUCAAGCUGUUCUGAAGUGGUUACUAGUGAUGAUGACUGUGAUGACAGGYGUAGUGAUGAUGAAGWUUGUAAUGAAAAUGAAGAGGAGGAGAAUGUUGACGAAGAAGAGAAUGGAAGUGAUAUAGUGGAACYAGAGAUAGACAGCAGGAAUAGCGACGGAGAAGACAAUGUGGCAUCGAAGAAAGAGAUUCCAAAGAAGAAAGUCAAYGUAAAGCUUGGUAUGAUAGAUGAUCUGUUAAACCCACUUAAUCAACCAUCAGUCGAUUAUUUUCUUCCUCAAUACAAAAUCAAUGAAGKGGAAGYCAUCCUAAGUGGUCUAAUCAAGUUCAAAGGAAGUAAUCUCAUUAAUCUUGAYGAAUUGAAGAGUUUAACAAACUUUGAUGCUGUCAAUGCACAAGAUAAGUGGCUAACAAAUUUUGUGAUAGACGACUACAUGAGUUUGAUCCAGUCUUCAAGUCAUCUCAAUGUUAAAGCUAUUUCAUGGGAGAUCUUUGAAACAAAUACAAGCUGCUCAAUUGCCAAGAAUCUCCAAGAUUCAUCAUUUUCCACACUUGACCUUGUUGUUGUACCAUUAAACAAGCGUCACAUUGAGCAUUGGUCUCUCCUUGUUGUACUUCCAAAGAUGAAGAUUGCUGCUAUUUUAGAUAGCAAUUCUACUGACUUUGUCAAGCCAUUAUCUCAAAAUGCACUUGACAAGAUGAGUAAUGUCCUGGAAGAGUUGGACUGUAAUGUUCAAGAGUGGAKCUUUAUGUGUAACACUAAAGCUGAAAUACCCCAGCAGAGCAAUGAUUAUGACUGUGGUGUGUUUAUAUGUUUAUAUGCUAGAUGCUUAGCAGGCCUAGGUCCAUUGGUUCAGGAAUCUUCCUUCCGUAACUUCAGGCUGGGAAUGGUAUACAAUCUCCAGAGGAGGAUGCUACUCAAGAUUCCUGAGUCAGAUAUCAUGGUAGAGAAGUACUAUGCUGUUGACUAUCUGACCAACUACUACAUUGGCAGGGCAAUCAGCAUUGAAAACCAGAUGGUGAAGUUCAAGUACCUUUACAGAGUCGGAGCUGACAGAUUUGAUUGGCCUAGAAGAGAUGAU